AUGGAGCUCAUCAACCCUUCUUGUCUCAGCUUUGCUGGUGAUUUUAAUACACAGAUGAAAGAAGUAAUAAAUUAUAUAAAAAUAUCCGAUGAAGAAUGCAAAAACCGAAAAAAAGUCAUGUACGACUUGAAUUCUGUACUUGCAAGCAUAUGUGAAGGAUCUCAGAUGGAGGAAUUUGGAUCGAGUUUAACCGGUCUAGCCCUGAAAAACAGCGACAUAGACUGCUUCGUGAAUAUACCGCGGGAUGUCAGCGAGGAUGCCGUGCAACUCGUAUUACGUACUCAAAAAGCUCUUCUUAAAAAUGAAAAAUUUGUUAACAUAAAUGUAUUCACUAAAACAAAGAUUCCUAAAGUCAAUUUUAAGCACAGGAAAACCAAAAUAUGCUGCGAUGUUACUUUCUCUGGUCGAGGGGCAUUGAAAAAUUCACUUUUACUCCAAUACUUGAUAUCCAGUGAUGAGCGUAUCCGACCUCUGAUGUUUAUAGUCAAAUAUUGGGCUAAAAUCAAGAAAAUCACGGGUAGACGUCUUAUGUCUAAUUACUGUCUUAUAUUGCUGGUAGUAUUCUUUUUACAAAAAGAACGUAUAUUACCAACAAUAGAGUGUCUGCAACUAAAUGUCGAGAUGGUAGAAACAGACUAUUGGAAUACGGAAUUUGCUCGUGUCGUCAAUCUGAACGAUAAUCAGAAAAGUGUAUACAAUUUAUUAGGUGAUUUUUUUCGUUUCUAUUCGACUUUAGAUUUCGAAAAUAAUAUAAUUUCAUUAUAUACGGGUGAUUUAAUAAGGAGAAAAUGUUUCACCAACGUCCAGGAUAUUUCGUCGGUCUACGAGAUUUAUUGGGUAAAUGUUAUGGAACAUAAUCUACCGGGCCUUGUUUUAGAUUCUUCUUUCUGUAUUCAGGACCCUUUCAAUCACGCGCGAAACGCGGGUGUUACUGUGAAACGUCAAACGGCCGAGUUAAUCGUUCAGCUUAUGAAGAAUGCCGCGUCAAUUUAUGAACAUGAAUCUGACGAUUACUUUCUUCCGAAUCUCUUGAAUCCAUAUGGAAAUAAAUCUAGUGGGGAAGCAAGACAACGGCAACAUACGGGCGACAAAAACAAUCUUUAA
Pieris macdunnoughi is the source of this 1104-nucleotide messenger RNA. The record is from the annotation of a GenBank genome assembly. NCBI's taxonomy places the organism in Eukaryota, Metazoa, Arthropoda, Insecta, Lepidoptera, Pieridae.